Amaranthus tricolor (Joseph's coat) is the source of this 2446-nucleotide messenger RNA. RefSeq names its product protein NRT1/ PTR FAMILY 2.8. Gene Ontology annotation, biological process: transmembrane transport. Lineage: Eukaryota; Viridiplantae; Streptophyta; Magnoliopsida; Caryophyllales; Amaranthaceae. The record is from RefSeq and is a predicted model, not a curated record. Bases 156 to 1826 code for a protein of 556 amino acids. The transcript has 2 exons. Gene Ontology annotation, molecular function: transmembrane transporter activity. Gene Ontology annotation, cellular component: plasma membrane.
GAAUAGGAUAUAUCCUCAUACGAUUCCUCUUUGUGGUGUAAAAUGUGUCUAGCUAUGUCGUCAUAAAUUUGCUAUCGACAAUAAUAUUAUUUAUAAUUAAUUGAAUUAAUAUUAAUAUAUUGACAGCAAAUGAGACAUUUGAGAAGCUGGCAUCAAUGAGUUUGAUAGCAAAUAUAACAGUGUAUUUGCGAACAAAAUACAACAUGAAUGGAUUAUUAUUGGUGAAUGUAGUGAAUAUUUGGUCAGGAAGUUCCAAUUUUUUAACAUUAGGAGGUGCUUUACUAUCAGAUGCCUAUCUGGGUAGGUUCUGGACUUUACUUAUUGGUUCCAUUAUUUCUAUGCUGGGAAUGGGAAUAAUGACCUUGGGCGCAGGAGUACCAAAACUAAGGCCACCAAAUUGUGACCCAGAAGCUGAUUACUGCACACCACCCACAAUAUUGCAACUUUCAGUUCUGAUCACAGCUCUUAUAGUCCUAGCCUUUGGCUCAGGCUGCUUACGACCGUGUAACAUUGCCUUCGGUGCUGAUCAAUUUGACACAACAACAGAACGAGGGCGGUCUCAGCUAUCCCGUUUCUACAACUGGUGGUACUUCUCCUUCACAAUAUCCCUAUUAGUAGCACUGACAGUAAUAGUGUACAUCCAAACCAAUAUCAGUUGGACAAUCGGGUUCGCGAUCCCGACUGCUUGUUUUGGUUGCUCAAUCAUAAUAUUCUUGGUUGGACACCCAUAUUACAUAUGCAUGAAACCUAAAGGAAGCAUGAUAUUCUUUGACAUAGUUAAGGUGAUUGUAGCAUCUUAUAGGAAAAGGAACUUGAUUUUGGAUGAUAAACAUGAGGGUCAUAACCCAAUGUUUUAUGAUCCACCCAUUCAAAUUGAUGAGCAAAUGGAUCAUAUGAUAUGUAAGUUAAGUAGAUCGAACCGAUUGAAGUUCUUAGAUAAGGCGGCUUUGAUCAAUGAGCGGAAUGAAUUGGAUGAUGAAGGGAAGGUGAUAGAUAAUUGGAGACUAUGUAGUGUUCAACAAGUAGAACAAUUGAAGAGCUUGAUUGGGAUAUUACCCGUUUGGGUGGCGGGGAUUCUAUGUUUUGUAUCGAUGGAUCAACAAAAUACGUUUGGUAUUCUACAAUCAAUUCAAAUGAACAGAAAGGUGGGAUCGAGGUUUUUGAUCCCACCAGCAUGGACGGGAUUUGUAUCUAUGGUUGCACUCUCGGUUUGGAUUUUGUCAUAUGAACGCCUUAUUCUCCCAUUAGCGAGGAAACUAAUGAAGACGGAGAAUAGUAAUGUGAGAUUAUCGGUUAGUGCAAGGAUCAAAAUCGGAAUUGUUAUGUCAAUUCUAUGUAUGGGUAUUGCCGCAUUUGUAGAGUCCAAGAGGAGAAAUGAGGCCUUAAGAAAAGGCUCAUUUGUGUCUCCUCUUUAUGUAGGUUAUUUGGUGCCUCAACUAAUCCUUUCGGGCUUAACUGAAGCUUUUGCAGCGGUUACUAUAAUGGAGUUUUUCACUACUCAAAUGCCCGAGUACAUGAGAUCGGUCGCUGGCUCCAUCUUCUUCAUUAGUUUAUCGAUGGCAAAUUACUUGGCUACGGCUAUUGUAAACAUCAUUUAUCAAGUCACUCGUAGGAGCGAUGGCAAGGCAUGGUUAGGAGGUCGCGACCUUAACCAUAAUAGGCUUGAUUAUUUCUAUGCUAUUAUUGGUUUCAUUGGAAUAUUUAACUUCUUUUAUUUUAGUUUCUUUGCAAGUAAAUUCAUCUUUGUUAAUAACAAAAACAAGAUCAUUCGAACCGAAACGUUCGAACCAAGUUCGAGUUUAGACACACAUACAAGGAUGGAGUAAUAUACAUGUUGUUCUUUUAGUCUUAGUUUUGUAAUCCUACUUUUUGAUGAUUCCUAAUGAAAAUUUUCAAAUUUAUCAUCCAAUUUCAUUAUUCUCUGUUUUUCAGCUGAUGUUUAAAUUGUUUGAUCACAUUGUUAGUUAUGAUCUAUGUUACUUGGACUCGAGUACUGACGUUGGAAACUGGUACGUGUUUAAGUGUCGGAUACGCCUAAAUAUUCAAUUUUACGUCUAGAAUGAAAUGUCUAAGCGCUAUACCAAUGUCUAGGGGAUUAAGGAUCGAACACGAGUACGUAAGCAAAAUGAAGAGUCCGAGUAACAUAGGUUAUGAUAUUGACUUGUAAUAUGCAAUAGAAAUGGAUUGGAUUAUUCAUAAGCGUCGAGUAGUUUUAUGGUCUCUAUUCAUGGCAAAAGGAAUUAGAAAACUACUCAUUUUGGAUGAAUUUGCUACAUUUACAAAUUUAUAUACAGAUUUGUAAAAUGUUGAACCUAAACAAAAAUAUACUUGAAAAAAAUUAAAGACCUUAUACAAAUCUUCAAAAUUAAGGAACUAAAUACCAAGGAAAGUGUUUUAUUACAUAUAUAUUUAUUAAUAAUUUUUUGUUGUCUGUGAUCAAUGUUAG